CCUUUGCAUUUUCUCUUUCUUUCUCUCUCUUCCUCUCACUACAACUCAAUUUUUCCAUAUUCUUCAAAAUUUUUUUUUUUUUAUAAAAAAAAGAAUUAUAUAUAUAUAUAUAUAUUGUACCAUCUGUCUCUUACACAUCUUCCCAUUUCCAUCUGUUUGGUAUAUGUAAAUUUACGUGUUUUGCUAUCGAAAGUAGAAGAAUUUGGAAGAACAAGGAGAGAGAGAGAGAAAAAAAAAUAGGGGGCUAUAUUGAGGAGGAAGAACAUGCCCUCAGUUCUCACAGUGCCUCCUGUUAGAUCUUAGUUUUUUUUUUUUUUUUAAAUCUGGGUUUUCACUAAUCGGUUUGGUUUCGUCGAAAUCUCGAUUUGGGUGUGUUGAAUUGUGUCUGGAUUGAUCGUCGAAGGAUCCGAUGUUUUUCGAUUGAAUCCGAGGAAAUCCAAGUGGUAUUAUCAGACAUACUGUUUUGGGUUUCCUGUAAUUCUCUCAACUAAGGAAAAUGCAAUCCGAUCUCGGAAAGUUAUUUAUUGGUGGAAUUUCUUGGGACACAAAUGAAGAACGUUUGAAGGAGUAUUUUAGUGUUUAUGGGGAAGUUUUGGAAGCUGUAAUUAUGAAGGAUCGGAGCACAGGGCGUGCCCGUGGUUUUGGUUUUGUUGUCUUUGCUGACCCUGUAGUGGCAGAGAGAGUCAUUAAGGAGAAACACAACAUCGACGGUAGGAUGGUUGAGGCUAAAAAGGCUGUUCCAAGGGAUGACCAGAACACAUUGAGUAGAAGCAGUAGUAGCAUUCAGGGCUCUCCAGGUCCAGGACGCACAAGAAAGAUAUUUGUUGGAGGUUUAGCUUCCACAGUCACAGAGGCUGACUUUAAGAAGUAUUUUGAGCAGUUUGGGACCAUCACCGAUGUCGUGGUGAUGUAUGAUCACAACACUCAGAGACCAAGAGGCUUUGGAUUCAUCACCUAUGAUUCAGAGGAUGCGGUGGACAAAGUGUUGCUGAAAACGUUCCAUGAGCUGAAUGGUAAAAUGGUUGAGGUCAAGCGUGCAGUCCCCAAAGAGUUGUCACCAGGUCCUAGCCGAACUCCACUUGGUGGAUAUAACUAUGGUGUGACUAGGAUCAAUAACUUUCUCAAUGAUUACGCUCAAGGCUACUCUCCAAGUACAGUUGGAGGGUAUGGUCUUAGAAUGGAUGGUAGAUCAUUCAGUCCAAUCACUGGUGGUCGAAGUGGGUAUGCUCCAUUUGCUUCUGGUUAUGGAAUGGGUUUGAACUUUGAACCAGGACUGAACCCAAAUUUUGGGGGAAGUGCAAAUUUGAAUAAUACUCUCAGCUAUGGACGGGGGUUGAACCCUUAUUAUAUUGGUAAUACGAAUAGGUUUGGUAAUCCUGUUGGGUAUGAUGGAGGAGGGAAUGGAGGAAACACUUCCUUUUUUAGCUCAAGGACUGGGAAUUUGUGGGGGAAUGGAGGGCUCAAUUAUGGAACAAACUCAACAAGUCCGAGUGCCUAUGUGGGGUCUGGAAGUGGAAGCAUUGGGGGCACCUUUACCAACAGUGGAGUUAAUUGGGGGUCUUCUCCAAUUUCACCUCAAGGUGGGGGUAAUGUAUCUAGUCAUGGCGGGAAUCUUGGUUAUGGAGGUGGUGAUAACAGCUAUGGUUUGGGAGGGGGAGGGUAUGGAAGAAAUACUGCAACUAGUGGACCCCCCUCAUCAUCUUACGCUACAUCAAAUGGUGGUUAUGAUGGGGCUUUUGCAGACUUUUAUGGUGGUAGUUCGGUGUAUGGGGACCCCACUUGGCGUUCGACGAACUCUGAGAGAGAAGGAACUGGUUCAUUUGGUUAUGGAUUUGGCAAUGGAGCAUCCGAUGUUCCUGCAAAAAGUUCUCCCAGUUAUGUUGGUGGUUAUAGUGUUACUAAGAGACAGACAAAUAGAGGAAUUGCUGGCUAGGAGUAUACCAGAUAUCAGUAUGUUUUAGUAGGUGAAGAAAUUUGGUGUAGCUGGUGAAUUGUGAAUUUUGCACACUCCCUCAGUGAAUAUAUCAGUUAAAAAAGUUAAAAGGAAAUUCGUUACCUUAUCUAGUGCUAACCGGAGUGCCUGUUUUGAAGAAUUAAGUUUAGAGAUAGAAGAAGUUACAAGAUAUUUUGUGUUUUUAAGUGUUGAGUUUUGUGUUUUAUCAAUUUAGGGUUUCUUUUUUGGUAUUUGAGUGAGACGUAAGAUCAGAUUGCGGCAUAUAGUCAGAAAUGUAUCAUGCAUCUCUGGUGAGGCAACCGAUACAUCAAAAAAGAACAAAAGAAACAAGAAAAGAAGAAAGAAAGAUAGACACUCGAUUUUGGAUUUAAUUUUAGUUUUAAUGUUUUCUGCAAAGUUGCAGGCCCGUGCGUAUCAGGUAAUCCUUGUUUUUGUUGUUCCCUUGAUCGGGUUUUGUUUUUGUUUUCCCUUGGAUUGUAACCAGAGGUUGUUGUGAUUUACUAAUGUGAAACAUUUGAGGGAUACCCAUCUAGGGUCCCCGUGAAUAAGUUGCCACAUUCUGAUUCUUUUUUCCAUUGGAA
Molecule: messenger RNA, 2535 nt
Organism: Camellia sinensis
Lineage: Eukaryota; Viridiplantae; Streptophyta; Magnoliopsida; Ericales; Theaceae
Product: heterogeneous nuclear ribonucleoprotein 1
Biological process (GO): regulation of translation
Molecular function (GO): mRNA binding
Source: RefSeq, a predicted model, not a curated record